UCACCAUCACUUCAAAAAUCGCUAGUGCAAGCACCAGGCGAUCAAUACAGUAGUUAGUCCACCCCGCGUUUUCCGCGUCACUCAGAAUUCGCAACAUAGAUAGUCCUGAGCACACUUCCCAGCAUACGUAGCUGCUCGUCAGUCGCUCGUUUAGCCACUCCCUGCCUCGAAACCUAGACCGCUAUUCAACAUGCUGUACCAGCACCGGCGGCAACCUAUCGUCCGGAUCCCGGGACUAACCGCUCGCGUGAAGUCCGCUUGACCCGACCAGUGGCUUCCUGGAAUGGAUCGACAUUCGGCGCAUUGCGCGAAAUCAUUGCACUGCGCCGACUCGGCGCGUUUUGGCGUCGCUUCAGCCAGAGGCUCGCCGUUACGUCGGUCUAUCCGCGCACGUCGUUGGUCCCUUCUGCCUCGCCUCGACCUCGGCACUCCCACUACCCGUUUUCGAGGCGAAUCCACCCGUACUCUUCAACCUUCUGGCACCGUGUACCUAAAAUCACCGUCUCAUCAUUCACCGCGGCAACAAUCUCGAUACCGGAAAAUAUCUCACGACCGAUUUCACGGAGGAUCCCGCGACAGGUAUCGACGGAGAUAUGCUGUCGUGGCGGUUUCUGACCACUUGUGUCUUGCCACGUGGACCGUGCUGUGCUGCCUCGUGGCCUCGCCAUGGAUCGCGGGGGUCUCGGCGAGCAGCGGCGGCGCGAUGCGCCACGUCAGCAGCGAUCGAAUGGCCAUGGAACGCGCUAAGAAGCUCUUCGAGGACUGGGAGUCCGCCUAUGGGCUAGCCAACGGCUCCCUCUCCCCUGCCCCCGCGCUCGGCUUCCCCCCGGGCGUGCCCCCCGCGCCCCACCUGGAGGACUGCGCGCGGCGCACGGCUGCCCGCGCGCGCGCGGAGGAGAGGGGACCAAACGGAGAGGCGCCCGCGUGGGCGCGCGCGGGGGAGUGCUGCCAGUGCAGAGCGGACGUGCCCCCCGCCAACUGCACUCCGCAAACGCCCUGGAUCCGUGGUCCCGACGCAGCGAGCUUCGCCCUGACACGCGUGGCGCAGAGGGACAUCUGGGCGAACCAGUUCCCCGCCCCCUCCGACUGCAACAGGCGCCGCCUGGUGCUGACGCACUGGCCGGGGCUGCACCACGGGCUGGGGUCGCAGCUGCACAUCAUGUCGUCCUUCCUCAGCCUCGCCGUGCGCUUCAACCGCACCCUCGUGGUCAAGCCCGAGAGCUUCAACCGCGCCACUCAGGCCUGCCGCGACCUGGCCAUAGGCAACAACUUUGAGUGCUUUUUCUUCCCCCUGGGCGCCCCCGCGUGCCUGAAGCUGGCCCUAGAGGCGGAGGCGAGGGGCGAGGUGGUGAACAGCGACGGCAUGAAGAACGAGGAGCGGGAGCAGGUGCUGGGGUCAGACACUCCCGUGGUGCAGGUGGCCAAUACCGGGCUGUUCCCUGAAGUGGGCGCUACGGACCUGUGGGGCGUGCCCUCUCUCGACCGCCCAUUCACAAUAGAGCAGCUGGGGAAGGUGCAAGGCCAGUACCUCUCCUGGGGCCAGGCGCGCUGGUGGCGGGCCCAGUCGCUCCGCUUCAUGCUGCGCUGGCCCUCUGCAUACCUCUGCCACGUCAUCAACCGCGUGCGCCACUCCGCCUACGGUCUCCUGGUAGCAGACCGGGUGGCAUCCGUUGUCCUGAAGCAGGCAGAGCUCGUACAAGCACUCAACGCCUCUGCUACCAACUCUCCACCUCCACCAACCCCUCAAGACCCCACCCACCCUCCCAUUGACUUGGCCGAUGACGUGCGCUUCCUCUCCUCUUCUCCCAUCUCCGCCCCUUCCUCCACCCCCUCCUCCUCCCUACUCCUCUCCCCACCUCCCUCUGCCGCUCCUCCCCCCUUCUCUCCCUCCCCUCCAUCCCUCGCCUCGCAUAUCUGGUCGCAUCAGGGCCUGGCCGGCUGCAGCACCUGCAGCGCCGCCAGCACGUCCCAACCCACAUCACCACCAUCACCAGCAUCAUCCCCAUCACGAGGAGCAUGCACAUGGGCGGCGAGUGCGAGUGUGUACGAGGAGGUGGGGGCACCACCGUUCAUGCUGCGGCCGGUGAUCAGCAUGCACGUGCGGCAGGGCGACAAGGGCAUCGAGAUGUCGCUGCACUCGCUCGCCAGCUUCAUCUUCUUCGCGUACCGCCUGCGCCGCCACAAGCCCGACCUGCAGUACAUCUGGCUCAGCAGCGAGAUGGAGUCCGUGAUGGCAGCAGCGGAGUCGUUCCCGGACUGGACCUUCCUGUACGCCAGCAGCAGCAGGGCGACGGACGUGGAGCAGAUGAAGCAGCAGCAGUUCUCGGGGCAGCAGCCCGUGGCAGAGAUCUUCGCGAGCCUGCUCAUCACAUCCGAGAGUGACUAUUUUAUCGGGUCGCUGGGGUCCAAUUGGAACAGGGUGAUUGAUGAGCUCAGGUCCACUAAUGGGAGGCUGUUUGGGGGGAUGGUCACUUUGACGCACGGGGUUUAGGUUACGGUCUGGUGCUGGCUUUUACUGGACUGGAUGUUGCAACAGUUGGUAUGGAAAUGAGAGGCUGAAGAUUUAUCUUCUUCCGCCUUCCCAAGGCAUGCACGUUUCUAUGGUCGCCUCCUGUUGGAAGGAUUUGGAAGCCAAAUGCUGCAGCAUGAAGCAU
This is a messenger RNA of Closterium sp. NIES-67, 2654 nucleotides long. The record is from the annotation of a GenBank genome assembly. Lineage: Eukaryota; Viridiplantae; Streptophyta; Zygnematophyceae; Desmidiales; Closteriaceae.